Messenger RNA from Leishmania braziliensis MHOM/BR/75/M2904, 954 nucleotides. RefSeq lists its product as hypothetical. NCBI's taxonomy places the organism in Eukaryota, Euglenozoa, Kinetoplastea, Trypanosomatida, Trypanosomatidae. The record is from RefSeq and is a predicted model, not a curated record. The transcript has a single exon. Bases 1 to 954 code for a protein of 317 amino acids.
AUGGAAGGUCGUCUUAUUACGCUGCCACGUGAUGGCAACCACAAGACAUCCAUCUUCCUCAGUGGCACUGCCCAGCGCUGCAUUCUCGUCGUCGGCUCCCAAGCAGAGGGACUGUUCGCUACUCCAUAUACACAGCAGUUGGCGGACGGCUUGAGGGAGGAGUGGGCUGUUGCCCAGGUGGUGUUGGGCAGUAGCCAUGUCGGCAGAUGUGCCCCCGGCCUGGAGGCCGACGCAGACGAUGUGGAUGCCGCGCUGGCGGUUCUGGUGAAAGACUACAAUAUGACUGAGAUUGUCCUCUACGCCAGUGGGACUGGUGUGCAGGUUGCACUGGAGGUAUUGGCAUCGACUCUUCGGGCGGGAGUGGUCACACGCGUUGUCCUGCACGGAGGCAUCGUGUCGCCGCAACAAAGUGCACUCUUCUCUGUAAAGGCGACCAAACAACGUGUCGAGGUGGCACACGCACUCAUCGCAGAGAGGCGCGGCGACGACGCUGCGGCGAUGGCACAGGUGUAUGACAUGACGAUAACGCCUGCGCGCCUUCACCGGAAUGCUACCUUGACGGUUCAGGAGGCCGUAUGGCAGCCAGUUUUGGGAGAAUGUGAGUCCACUUGUAAGCAAACGCUGCGCGGGGUGACAGUGCCAACGCUGUUUCUACUAUCAACGGAGUCGUCCUACACGACUACUGCGCAGGGUGCCCUGUCAACGGUGCUGCGCGCAGUGAGGGAUGCAACUGGCCUGCCCACCGAGGAUGUUCAGGUUACGCUGCUCCCCACCACCAUCGACGAGCAUCGACGCUUUCUCAAGGGCAACAGUGAACUGGCCGUCCAGACAGUCAGUGACUUUCUACAACAGGCUGAUGCGCGCCAUGAACAACGCAAAGCAGCCGCGGCGAUCAUGGCCAUCGAGGCAGAGCGAAACAAACGAAUCGCGCAUGUUAAGGCUCUCUGCGCAUGA